Molecule: messenger RNA, 2873 nt
Organism: Helianthus annuus (common sunflower)
Lineage: Eukaryota; Viridiplantae; Streptophyta; Magnoliopsida; Asterales; Asteraceae
Product: probable methyltransferase PMT28
Exons: 8
Coding region: 571-2703 (710 amino acids)
Cellular component (GO): cytoplasm; endosome; trans-Golgi network
Molecular function (GO): methyltransferase activity
Source: RefSeq, a predicted model, not a curated record
CGAGUGAAUCGAUGUGUCUUGCAUGCGGAUCCCGGAAGACAUCCUUGUCGGGAGUGGGACUACACUUGACCAAACCAACCCUCUGUUUUCUACUCUUGCCAGAAGCUUAUUACACUGGAUCCAACUAAUAUCGGAACAAUAACAGCUUCAAUCAGGCUAAUCACUCAUAUGGGUCAUCACUUGCUUCUCAAUUUCAAUGCAGUUUCAUUAAAGAUCCAGUGAGUAACUAACUUCUCAACCAUUUGUUCAUUCUUCUUGAUCUGUACAUCACUUUCGGUUACAGGUAACACUUUACUAUAACAUAUUUGUUUAUCCCCACCACCUGUUCGAUCAAUUGCCCCUGCAUUGAUUUGCUUAUAAACAUUAAGUUUUCAGUUUGGUUUCGAUAAUUCAAUGGGUUUUAAGAAGAUUGGGUUGUCCAUAGCUCGAUUUGUUCAUUCUUCUUGAUCUGUGCAUCGGUUAACACUUCAGUAUCAAUUUACGCCCACCAGCUGUUCGACCAAUUGCCCCUUAAUCAAAUUGGUCAAAAACAUUAGGUUUUCAGUUUGUUUUUGAUAAUAAUUUAAUUUAAUGGGUUUUAAGAAGAUUGGGUUGCCCAUAGCUCGAUUUGGCCGACAGGCGAAACGGUCAUAUGGGUUUAUUGUGAAGUUUGCAUCAGUGGCAAUUUUGGGUUUGUGUUUUGUUUUUGUUUGGUAUAUGUUUUCUCCUUCGGCUUCGGCUGUUACGUAUCAAAGGAGUACGUUUGGUGAGAUUUCUGAGCCAGUUUCGGAAAGGGGGGAGUUGAGAAAGAGCAAAUCUUCGGUUGUUCCGGUGAAGAAUGAACCAGAUUUGAAUUUGGGAAAGGGGGAGGAGAAGAAAGUGGUUAACGGGUCGUUAACUGAUGGAGGCAAAGACCAUAUGAAAGAAGAAAAGGGUGUGAAGAUUGUUAACGAUGGUGAUAAAGAGGAAAAAGAAGGGGAUGAGAAAGGAUCCGAGGUUUCCGAAUCGGAUUCUGAAAACGGGAAAGAAAACGAAGUGGAAGCGGAAAGUGAAGAAGGGAAAGAAGAAGGGGAAAACACCGUGGACGGUGAUUCAACUGGUGCAGAAGCUGAUUUAGAACAGGUUGAUGAGAGUGAUGAGUUAAAUGCUAAACGAGCAAAGAAGCCGAAGUUUAAAGGCCCGUUAUUUGAUCCAAAGGCUGAGUAUUCAUGGAAGUUAUGUAGUACAAGGAGUAAGCAUAACUAUAUUCCAUGUAUUGACAUUGAAGUUGCGUCAAAACGUAUUCAAAGUUACCGACAUCAUGAGAGAAGUUGCCCUAAAAACUCCUUGAUGUGUCUUGUUCCCCUUCCACAUGACGGAUAUCAAACACCCGUUAGCUGGCCCGAUAGUAAAGAGAAGAUAUGGCUUACGAAUGUGGCACACCCAAAACUAACUCAAUACGUUAAAACUCAAAGUUGGGUUGUCGAAUCCGGUGAAUAUCUCACUUUCCCGCAAAACCAAUCUGAACUUACCGGUGGAAUCGCUCAUUAUCUAGAAUCUAUUGAAGAGACAGUACCAGAUAUUGAAUGGGGAAAAAACAUUCGCACGAUACUGGACAUUGGAUGUAAAGACUCAAGCUUUGGAGCAUAUCUUUUUGACAAAAAUGUAUUUACACUUGCACUCGGGUUGAAAGAUGACCUUGUGGAUCUAGCUCAAGUUAGUCUUGAGCGCGGUUUUCCAACCAUAGUUAGCCCGUUUGGAACCCGAAGGUUACCGUUUCCUAGUGGUACCUUUGACACUAUACAUUGUGGAGAAUGUCAAAUUCAUUGGCAAUCUAAUGGUGGUAAGCUGCUUAUAGAGAUUAAUAGAAUUUUAAGACCUUCUGGGUACUUGAUUUUGUCAAGUAAACAUGAUAGUAUUGAAGAUGAUGAAGCUAUGUCGAAGCUUACUGCUUCAAUUGGUUGGAACAUAUUGGCUCAUAAAACCGAUGAUGUCAGCGACAUUGGUGUUAGAAUAUACCAAAAACCGGAAUCAAAUGAAAUAUAUGCAUUAAGAAGAAAGAAGGUUCCUCCCAUGUGCAAAGAGAACGAGAAUCCAGAUGCUGCUUGGUAUGUUCCCAUACAUUCAUGCUUGCAUCCAAUUCCUUCUGCCAUUGAAGAAAGAGGGACCGAGUGGCCCGAGGAAUGGCCCAAAAGGCUUCAUACGUUCCCCGAUUGGAUGAACAAUAGAGAUAAGUUGGUUUCAGACGCCGAGCACUGGAAAGCUACCGUUGAGAAGUCAUACCUGACUGGAAUGGGUAUUGACUGGUCAACUAUUCGGAAUGUAAUGGACAUGCAUACGAUUUAUGGCAGUUUUGCAGCUGCUCUGAUAGAACAGAAGGUGUGGGUGAUGAAUGUGGUGCCAGUAUAUGCAACUGAUACGCUUCCCAUUAUAUUUGAACGCGGGCUUGUUGGCGUUUAUCAUGAUUGGUGUGAAUCUUUUAGUACUUAUCCAAGAUCGUAUGACCUUCUGCAUGCUGAUCAUCUUUUCUCCAGGCUUAAGAACAGGUGUAGAAAAGCGGUAAGCGUGGUUGUUGAGAUGGAUCGCAUAUUAAGACCUGGUGGUUGGGCAAUCAUACGCGACAAGGGCCCGAUACUUAAAUCGUUAGAAGAAAUAUUCAAAAGUUUACAAUGGGAAAUAAGAUUGACAUUUGUGCAGAACAAAGAGGGCAUUUUAUGUGUCCAAAAGAGCAUGUGGCGACCUUGAAGCAAGUUAAUUGUUUGCUGUACGCAAACUGAUUGCUAGUUUUUGAGAAUUUUUCAUGUUGAGUCAACUUUUUGAUGAAAUAGUAAUAGGAGAAUAGUUUGGGGUUUGUUUAUGGAAAGUGUAAAUUUUUAAGGGGUGUUAUUGGAAUUUAACAGAAGCUUUUACUUUCA